Molecule: messenger RNA, 438 nt
Organism: Sabethes cyaneus
Lineage: Eukaryota; Metazoa; Arthropoda; Insecta; Diptera; Culicidae
Exons: 2
Coding region: 1-438 (145 amino acids)
Molecular function (GO): nucleic acid binding
Source: RefSeq, a predicted model, not a curated record
AUGGCCCAACCGUUAAUGGGAAAUCUUCCUGAAUCCCGAGUGGAUAUUGCCGCACCGUUCGAGUUAUGCUGGGCCAAUUUCAGUGAAGGAGGAUUAACUACGAAGGCCAAAAUAAAUGAUUUUCUACUACGCCGUGAAGUGGAAUGGGACUUCAUUCCACCGAGAUCGCCUAACUUCGGAGGAUUAUGGGAAGCCGGAGUAAAGGUGGUAAAACUGCAUUUAACCAGAACUCUGGGAAACGUGACCAUGACCUUUGAAGAGUUUCAUACCGUGCUGACUCAUGUUGAGUCAAUCGUCAACUCCCGACUAUUGUACUUUUCGUCUGAUGAUCCGAAUGAUCCACAAUCGAUAUCUCCAGCUCAUCUGAUGUUUGGUCGGCCUUUGGAGCCGAUGCCCAAACCAUCCUAUGCGGACGUUCCAGCCAAUCGUUUGACGUGA